UAUAAUAAAAAAAAUUUUUAAUUAUAGUGUUGUAUAUUACUAUAUCAUAAUAGUUAUCAACGCGUAUAUACAAUAAAUGUAUCAAUCGAUUUGUAUAAAUUUUUCGAUUAAUUGCAAUUAAUUGAUAAGUGUAUUUAACGGUUUAUCGAUGACGAAGCGUCACAUGAGGAGGUUCCCGGGAUUCCCAUAAAGGCCAUUAUUCCCAAAAGCUAUUGUGCUUGUGUACUGCCUAGCUGCCUAGUGAGAAUCUGUCAUUUUCAUCGCGAACAAUCGCGAAUCAGCCUGAGUUAAAUUGUACAACGACGCAAAUACGAUUGUGCCAAAAAAACAUUUAUUAUUUUAAAAACGAAUAUUAAUUAACACAAUCAAACACAAUCAUGGAAAGUAUGCUUGCUGGUUGCAUGGAACUUAUUGAGUCAAACCGAGACUAUGUUACUGAUAUGGAAAAUUGUGAAUUUACAUAUGAAUGGACAAUUAGAAACUUCAGGGAAUUCUGGUAUGACGCAAUUGAAUCACCAAUUUUUUCAUCUCAUUAUGCUGAUUUUAACGAUAAAUGGAUUUUAAAAUUUUAUCCAUAUGAAAUGGAUGAUGAUGAUCAGGAUCCAAGUUUUUUUUCGGUGGAGCUACAACUUAAAUCGUUCAAUUAUACUUCAUUAAAAACAAAAUGUAAAAUAUCAAUUGAUAAUAAAAAUGAAAUUACUAUGGAACAUAAUUUCUGUAAAUUUGGAGAAAAAAUUACAUGGAAUAAAUAUAUUUCAGAAACAGAUUUGAUUGUAAAAAAAGAGGAUAGAUAUAAUAGGGUUAAACAUACACCAAAACAAUAUAAUGAUAAUAAUGAUCUUAAAAUUCGUUGUACAAUAACAAUGCCUCGAAAACUAACAAAUAGUUCUGGUGGAAUUUCAUCAUUUGAUGCAAAACAACAACUGAUUAAAGACUGGAAAAAACUUUUGUUAAAUGAAAAAUCAGCUGAUGUUACAAUUCAAGUGGGUCAAAAAUCAUUUCGUGCAAUCAAAGGAAUUCUUGCAGUACGUAGUCCAGUUUUUGCUGCAAUGUUUGAUCAUGAACAAUUCAAAGAAAAUGAAAAUAAUGACGUUGUCAUUGAAGAUAUUGAAGAAGAUGUUUUUGAAGAAUUUUUACAUUAUAUUUAUACUGGUGAAUCACUGAAAGUUGGCAAAAUGCCAAUGGAACUACUUGCUGUUGCUGAAAAAUAUCAAGUUAAUUGUCUUAAAAAUAUUUGUGAAGUUAUAAUAUGCGAAACUAUAAAUGUUGAUAAUGUUGCAAGUAUAGUUGUAUGUUCUGAUAGAUAUAAUCUCAAAAAACUGCAUGAAAAAUGUUUAGAAUUUAUGAAAAAAAAUUUACAAGCUGUUAUAUCAAACAAAACAUUUCAAGUUUACAAAAAAAAAUAUCCUGAAAUUUUUGUAGGUGUUCUUGAGCACUUGCUUAUUAUGUCAUAA
Messenger RNA from Aphidius gifuensis, 1454 nucleotides. Its product is annotated as speckle-type POZ protein-like. The record is from RefSeq and is a predicted model, not a curated record. Gene Ontology annotation, biological process: proteasome-mediated ubiquitin-dependent protein catabolic process; regulation of proteolysis. NCBI's taxonomy places the organism in Eukaryota, Metazoa, Arthropoda, Insecta, Hymenoptera, Braconidae. Gene Ontology annotation, cellular component: cytoplasm. Bases 378 to 1454 code for a protein of 358 amino acids. The transcript has a single exon. Gene Ontology annotation, molecular function: ubiquitin protein ligase binding.